AUGAAUCUUACUAACGGUAAAGGAUCCAUUUCUACGGUUACUACUACGACUGUUUCUAUGAAAUCCGGCGAAGGUUCCGAUCAGUUUCCGGCGGGUCUCCGAGUUCUUGUUGUGGAUGAUGAUCCCACGUGUCUGAAAAUCCUCGAGAAGAUGCUAAGGUCGUGUUAUUAUGAAGUUACUCAGUGCAAUCGAGCCGAAGCUGCACUUUCGCUACUCAGGGAGAACAAGAAUGGAUUUGACAUUGUUAUCAGUGAUGUCCAUAUGCCAGACAUGGAUGGAUUUAAGCUCUUGGAACACAUUGGAUUGGAAAUGGAUCUUCCGGUUAUUAUGAUGUCCGCGGAUGAUGGUAAAAAUGUUGUUAUGAAGGGUGUGACACACGGUGCUUGUGAUUACCUGAUUAAACCGGUUCGUAUGGAGGCUUUGAAGAACAUAUGGCAACAUGUGGUUCGGAAGAAGAAAAAUGACUGGAAAGAUUCGGAACAGUCGGGUAGUGCUGAUGAAGGAGAUCGACAUCCAAAGGCGUCUGAUGAUGCUGAUUAUUCGUCUUCUGCUAAUGAAAGUAAUUGGAGAAGCUCGAGAAAGAGAAGGGAUGAUGAAGAGGAUGGCGAUGAUAGAGAUGACUCAUCCACACUAAAGAAGCCCCGGGUUGUUUGGUCUGUCGAGCUCCAUCAACAGUUUGUGGCUGCUGUCGAUCAACUAGGAAUUGACAAGGCUGUUCCUAAAAAAAUUCUGGAAUUGAUGAAUGUUCCUGGGCUCACCCGAGAAAAUGUUGCUAGCCACCUGCAGAAAUAUCGAUUGUAUCUUCGAAGGCUAAGUGGAGUUUCUCAGCACCAGAACAACUCAUUUCUCAGCCCGCAAGAGGCGUCAUUUGGGACAAUUUCUUCAAUGAAUGGUCUUGAUCUGCAAACUCUUGCAGCUGCAGGCCAGCUCCCAGCACAGAGUUUAGCCACUCUUCAAGCUGCAGGACUUGGUAGGUCAGCUGUAAAAUCAGGCUUAGCUAUGCCUCUCAUGGAUCAAAGAAACCUUUUCAGUUUCGAAAACCCGAGGUUGAGAUUUGGAGAAGGGCAGCAACAACUUUUGAGCAAUAAUAAAACAAAUCUUCUUCACGGAGUUCCAACUAACAUGGAGCCUAAGCAGCUUGCCAAUUUGCACCAGUCUGCAGCUCAAUCCCUUGGCAACUUGAAUAUGCGAGUCCCUGGUUCGUCAACACAGGGAAAUCCCUUAUUGAUGCAGAUGCCACAACAAUCCCAACCUAGAGGUCAGAUGCUAAGUGAAAAUAUCAGUCCCCGUAUUCCCAGACUACCAAACCUCUUGGGGCAGUCUACUGUAUCAAAUGGAAUUUCCGACGGUCUUUUAGGGAGAAACGGCAUAGCUAGUAGCAGCAGAGGGCCUUCAUUUAAUUCUGUUCAACAGAGCUCUAUGUUUUUUAAUUCUCCCAUGAAUCAAAGCACUGAAAUGUCUGUUACUAAUUUUCCUCUCGGAAGCACUCCAGGUAUAUCUAGUAUCACAACCAAAGGCACAUUUCAACCUGAAGUUAAUUCGGGUAUUAAAGGAUCAGCUGGAUUUCCAAGUUAUGAUAUUUUUAACGAACUGAACCAUCAGAAGCCUCGGGAUUGGGGAAUGACAAACCCCGGUCUAACAUAUGAUUCCUCGCAGCAUGCAAAUCCUUUACAUGGUAACAUCGAUGUCUCGCCAUCAGUUUUAGUUCAUCAGGGUUAUUCUUCUACGCCACAAAAUGGACAUAACAGAGAUAACUCUUUGAUUGGAAAAUCUCCAUUUUCUCUUGGAGAAAGCUCGGAACAAGGUCAUUUCCAAAAUGGCGUUCAAAACUUCAAUCCCCUUGUUGAAAAUUCAACAAGGGUUAUUAAGUCUGAAAUAGUUCCAGACGCGAGCUCCCAGACUAGUCUCUUCCCUGAUCAUUACGGACAGGAGGAUCUUAUGAGUGUACUUCUGAAACAGCAGGAAGGCAUUGUACAAGGCGAGAAUGAGUUUGACUUCGACGGAUAUUCUCUGGACAACAUUCCUGUCUAG
Molecule: messenger RNA, 2031 nt
Organism: Vicia faba (fava bean)
Lineage: Eukaryota; Viridiplantae; Streptophyta; Magnoliopsida; Fabales; Fabaceae
Source: the annotation of a GenBank genome assembly